Suillus fuscotomentosus is the source of this 1874-nucleotide messenger RNA. Its product is annotated as kinase-like domain-containing protein. The transcript has 12 exons. Lineage: Eukaryota; Fungi; Basidiomycota; Agaricomycetes; Boletales; Suillaceae. Gene Ontology annotation, molecular function: ATP binding; protein kinase activity. Gene Ontology annotation, biological process: protein phosphorylation. The coding region runs from base 277 to 1713 and encodes 478 amino acids. The record is from RefSeq and is a predicted model, not a curated record.
CGUCGUGAUGUGGUACACCAUGUGUUCAAAUCUACAGCAUUUGCCUCAUAGACGGACUGGUCAUGAGUCUAACCAUGUGUUCGAUUCAAGUAUUUUCGGCCCACCAAGCGCUAGUUUCCUUUCCCCAAAUAACUGGCCCGGUGCUACACAGCGGCUGCUGUAGUUUCAGUUCAAUCCCUACAAAAGAUAGGCUGAUGCAUAUCUUCCACAGCAUUGCUAAAACUGCAAAACUGACAUUGACCGUGUCUCAAGUUUUCCCUACCUCCUUCCGUAAUCAUGAGUUCCGAUCUGCUCUUCACCUUGCCUAACCUCACAGACCACAUUAUCACUCCCAACGGUUCAUAUCCGCAGCCCGGAGCAUUUGGCAACGUGCGCCAAUGUGUUUGGCGCUCCGACUUAUCCACGGAACUUGAGGUCGCAGUAAAGACUAUACACGUGCCUCGUGAGAGAAGAAAGGAAAUCGUACAUCAUGAUUUAAUCAUAUGGGGACAAUUGAACCAUGAAAAUAUAGCUCGUCUCUUUGGGGUCACAUCGGGAUUUGGCGAUCCGGCCACAUCCAUUUCCAUGGUGUCCGUUUGGUUUCCAAACGGGACGCUCACUACUUUUCUUUCUAGUCAGCACGAUGCAUUUAACCACAGACAACAAUUGGGGCUUCUCCAAGAUAUUGCAGCUGGCGUGCUUUACUUACACACAUCUGAGGUGGUGCGCGGUAACCUUUCAGGCAAUAAUGUGUUGAUCGAUAGCCGGGGGAAAGCGUGCCUCACUGACUUUGGUCUGUCCACCGUAUGUGAAGGCUUAGUACAACGUGCUGUAUAUAUUGGAUGCCCUGGAGCUAUCCGUUGGGCUGCUCCGGAACUCAUCAUUGGCGCUGGUCAGCAUUCUACCUUUGAAAGUGACAUAUAUUCCUUUGGCAGUAUUAUGCUGCAGGUACUCUCUGGCGAACUUCCAUGGUCAGAAGUAGUGGCCGAGCACCUUAUCAUCAAAAAACUCACCGAUGGCAAAAUUCCAAAACGACCCCCGAGUGUAUCUCAAAAGCACUGGGCUUUCAUUCGGAGGUGUUGGUCGCCAAGUCCUCGCAACUCAGCUCAUCCAUCCUCCCGUCCAUCUGCCUUCCAAAUUGACAACUUUCUGAAGACCACUCAAACACAUGUCUGGCGCAGCCAUGAUUCAACCCUUCGUAGUGCCGUAGGAUCCAUGAUUCGCCGGAUUACCACGCGAAUCGUCAGUCUAGUAAUUCGUCCCAGAAAUCGUGGAGCUCCCCGACUUUUGGACGGCGCUAUAACUCGCCCUGCAGCCAUACCCAGAAAUACUGAGCCAAGCAGUAAUAAAGACGUUCCAACUCUGAGCGAAUAUACAAUCUCCGAUGCGUUCGCUCACGACGGAACCAGGAACCAAGAUUUUGAUGUUGAGAAUUCGAACAAACACCCUAUCAUCCGUCAGAACAUUGACACUUAUCAACAUAGCUCGCUGAAUAGUGCCAACACGUCCACACAUCUUAAAAAGGCUAAACCUCAGGCUUUUGAGGGUGAUCUUGUUAACCAGAUUAUUCGAUUUCAUGAUUUUGCAGUAGCAACUGGAGGUUUUCGUGACAUCUGGCACUGUGACCAUCAUCUCGCUGGUUCGGAGAAAGUGCAGGUCGCUGUUCAGGUGAUACACCUCGACCCCGCACAACCUGAGUUGCGAACAAAACUACUUAGGCGGUAUAAAAAGUAGCUGAAACUUGAGCAAAGAAAUGUCGUUCGCUUCUUUGGCCUGACCUCCAGUUUCGGUGUCUUUCCGGCUUUAAUUACUGCAUGGAUGAGCCUUGGAACUCUAACCCAAUACUUGGACGAUCAAUACCCGUUUCUUUCGACAUUGCUCAAGUUCUCCCUUGU